AUGGAUCCGAGGACAGCUUUCUCUUGCUGUGCUCUGCUCCUCAUCACACUGUUGCCUCUUUCAGCAAAUGCCUCGAGCAAACUCUACAUAGUGUACAUGGGGGAGAAGAAACAUGACGAUCCAUCUGCUGUCACCGCGUCGCACCAUGACAUACUAGCCUCAGUAUUUGGGAGCAAGGAUGAAUCCUUGAAGUCAAUAGUUUACAGUUACAAGCACGGAUUCUCUGGAUUCGCGGCAAUGCUCACCGGAACCCAAGCUGAGAUGUUGGCAAAGUUUCCUGAAGUUAUAAGUGUGAAACCUAACACUUAUCAUGAGGCACAAACAACUCGAAGCUGGGACUUCCUUGGCCUUGGCCUCAACAAAUUACCACAACAAACUGACCUGCUUCGGAAAGCAAAUUACGGUGAAGAUAUCAUCAUCGGGGUGAUCGAUUCAGGCAUAUGGCCUGAAUCACUAAGCUUUGACGACAACGGAUACAGCCCCGUUCCGGCACGGUGGAAAGGCAUAUACCAGGUUGGGCAGACAUUCAAUGCAACAAGCUGCAACAGAAAGAUCAUCGGCGCACGGUGGUACUCGAAUGGAGGUGACCCCGAGAAUCUCAAGGGCGAGUACAUGUUGCCUCGGGACUUCCACGGCCAUGGCACACACGUCGCCUCGACGAUCGCCGGUAGAGAAGUCCAGGGUGUGAGCUAUGGUGGCCUAGCCACUGGCAUGGCCCGUGGCGGAGUACCACGUGCACGGCUAGCAAUCUACAAGGCGUUAUGGGGGCCGCGGAUAAGGGGUAGUGAAGCCAUGAUCCUCGCGGCCAUCGACGAUGCCAUACACGAUGGUGUGGAUGUCAUGUCGCUCUCACUUGGGGGUGCUGGUCACGAGUUUCCCGGGACACUGCACGCUGUCUUGAGAGGAAUCUCAGUUGUCUUUUCUGCCGGGAAUGAUGGCCCGGCACCACAAACGGUGACCAAUGCUGUGCCAUGGGUGACGACAGUGGCAGCUAGCACGAUCGACCGUGCCUUCCCAACCUUAAUAUCUCUUGGAAACAAAAAAAAGCUUGUGGGACAAUCUCUUUACUACAACUCAACUCUGAACAACGGUGACUUUAAGGAGCUUGUUCAUGCGGGAAGCUGCACUGCGGAGUGGUUGGCAUCAAGCAACGUGACCAGCAAGAUCGUCCUGUGCUACGCACCGGGGUUGGCGCCCAGCGUGCUGCUUCGGGUAGAUCUGCCCCUCACCAUCAACCGUAGCAUGGGCGCCGGAGCCAAGGGCCUCAUCUUCGCGCAGUACGCCACGAACCUCCUGCCAGCAUGCAAGGGCAGCAUGCCCUGUGUUGUAGUAGACUACGAAACCGCACAGAGAAUUGAGUCAUACGUGGCGAUCGCAGAGAGUCCAAUCGUGAAGAUAUUACCUGCCAUGACCGUUGUCGGAGACACAGUGUUUUCACCAAGGGUCGCUGCAUUCUCGUCCAGAGGCCCUAGCCCCCUGUAUCCAGGCAUACUCAAGGCGUCAACAUCUUAG
This is a messenger RNA of Triticum turgidum subsp. durum (durum wheat), 1512 nucleotides long. Lineage: Eukaryota; Viridiplantae; Streptophyta; Magnoliopsida; Poales; Poaceae. The record is from the annotation of a GenBank genome assembly.